Molecule: messenger RNA, 6547 nt
Organism: Larimichthys crocea (large yellow croaker)
Lineage: Eukaryota; Metazoa; Chordata; Actinopteri; Sciaenidae
Gene: slc12a7b
Product: solute carrier family 12 member 7b
Exons: 26
Coding region: 286-3672 (1128 amino acids)
Biological process (GO): chemical synaptic transmission; cell volume homeostasis; chloride ion homeostasis
Cellular component (GO): plasma membrane
Molecular function (GO): potassium:chloride symporter activity
Source: RefSeq, a predicted model, not a curated record
UGGGUGUACAGCGGAAUCCUAGCGAUAGGAACAAAAACUCAGAAGUAACACCCGACGUCUGUCCUGGAGUGUAAAGUCCACCAGGGCAGCAAGUCUGAACGAAAAAGCAAACAACUGAGAAGCUGAGCAAGGAAGAAGAGAGGAGUGACAGCUGUUGGACUGAGAGAGAAAGAGAGAGAGAGACAGAGAGAGAGAGAGGGGCAGAGCAGAGAGGGAGGAGAAAGGAGAGAGGGAGAUAAGAGUGUGACAAACAGGAGACAUUGAGAGGAAGCACAUGGUGUAAAAAUGCCCACCAACUUCACUGUGGUCCCGGUGAAGGACAGCACGAGAAAGGCUAAAGAGGGGGACGAGGAGGAUGAUGUUGAUGACAACAAUGUGCUGAAAGAGGAGGAGGAAGACGCCACAGGUGAUGGCGUCCCAAAGGAGAACAGUCCUUUUAUCAACAACACAGACAAUGACAAAGGCAACAGCUACGAUGGCACCAACAUGGCGCUCUUUGAGGAGGAGAUGGACAGCAACCCCAUGGUGUCAUCUCUCCUCAACAAACUGGCGAACUACACCAAUCUCACCCAGGGAGCCCAGGAGCACGAGGAGGCCGAGGAGGACGAGGGCCCCAAAAAGAAAGCUGUUAAGAGCCCUCAGAUGGGCACCUUCAUGGGCGUCUACCUCCCCUGCCUCCAGAAUAUCCUGGGAGUCAUCCUGUUUCUGCGACUCACCUGGAUCGUCGGCACUGCCGGCAUCUUGGAGUCCCUGGCUAUUGUAUGCUUGUGCUGCUCUUGUACCAUGCUGACAGCCAUAUCCAUGAGUGCAAUUGCUACUAAUGGCGUUGUGCCAGCUGGAGGGUCCUACUAUAUGAUUUCCAGAUCUCUGGGUCCAGAGUUUGGUGGAGCUGUAGGUUUGUGUUUCUACCUGGGCACAACCUUCGCUGGCUCCAUGUACAUCCUGGGUACUAUAGAGAUUCUUCUGACCUACAUAGUGCCUAAAGCAGCCAUCUUUGUGGCAGAGAAGAAGGAGGAUGAGCCGGACGCUCUGCUAAACAACAUGCGUGUUUAUGGCACGUGCUGCCUAGCACUGAUGGCAGUGGUCGUGUUUGUAGGGGUGAAAUAUGUCAACAAGCUGGCACUAGUGUUCUUGGCCUGCGUCAUUCUCUCCAUUCUCGCCAUCUAUGCUGGAGUCAUCAAGACCAUCUUUGAACCACCAGACUUUCCUGUUUGUAUGUUAGGAAAUCGCACUCUGCAGAACCACAACUUUGACAGCUGUCUGAAGACAGAGAUUAUACAGAAUGUGACGGUCACUACCAAGUUGUGGAAGCUGUUCUGUGACGGACCCGAGUUCAAUGCCACCUGUGACGAGUAUUUUGCCAACAACAAUGUGACCAGCGUGCAGGGUAUCCCUGGGCUGACCAGCGGAGUCAUUUCAGAAAACAUGUGGUCAGUGUAUGGACCCCUGAAAAUGUUGGUAGAAAACAAGAAGUUGCCAUCUGCUGGUGGAAGUGACCCUGCACAGGACAUCUACAUGCCUUAUGUAGUCAAUGAUAUUACCACUUUCUUCACUCUGCUGGUCGGCAUCUACUUCCCAUCUGUCACUGGUAUCAUGGCUGGUUCAAAUCGGUCAGGUGACUUACGGGACGCCCAGAAGUCCAUCCCCAUUGGGACCAUCCUGGCUAUUGCUACCACCUCCUUCAUCUACGUCACCUGUGUGGUGCUAUUCGGUGCCUGCAUUGAGGGAGUUCUGCUUCGAGACAAAUUUGGUGACUCAGUGAAAGGGAACCUUGUUAUAGGCACGCUAUCCUGGCCCUCACCCUGGGUCAUUGUGAUUGGCUCCUUCUUCUCCUGCUGUGGGGCGGGGCUACAGAGUUUAACCGGCGCCCCACGCCUGCUGCAGGCCAUCGCACGAGAUGGCAUAGUACCUUUCUUGCAGGUGUUUGGUCAUGGGAAAGCUAACGGAGAACCCACCUGGGCUCUGCUGCUGACUGCUGGGAUCUGUGAGAUCGGCAUCCUCAUCGCCUCCCUGGAUGCCGUGGCUCCAAUUCUCUCCAUGUUCUUCCUCAUGUGCUACCUGUUUGUCAACCUGGCCUGUGCAGUGCAGACCCUGCUGCGGACGCCAAACUGGAGACCACGUUUCAAAUACUACCACUGGGCUCUGUCCUUCCUUGGAAUGAGCUUGUGUCUUGCUCUCAUGUUCAUCUCCUCCUGGUAUUACGCUAUUGUGGCCAUGGCCAUCGCUGGCUGCAUCUACAAAUACAUCGAAUACAGAGGGGCAGAGAAAGAGUGGGGAGACGGCAUCCGCGGCCUCUCUCUCAAUGCAGCACGCUAUGCCCUCAUUCGCCUUGAGGAGGCUCCACCACACACUAAGAACUGGAGGCCUCAGUUGUUGGUGCUUCUGAACCUGGACUCAGAUCAAGGAGUCAAACACCCUCGUAUGCUGUCCCUCACCACUCAGCUGAAGGCAGGGAAGGGCCUGACGAUAGUGGGAAAUGUCCUAGAGGGAACCUAUCUCACCAAAGAGGCAGAGGCCAAGAAGGCUGAGCAGAACAUCAAGUCUUCCAUGUCAGCAGAGCGAACAAAAGGUUUCUGUCAUGUUGUGGUGUCUUCAAACCUCAGAGACGGCUUCUCCCACCUCAUCCAGUCUGCGGGGCUGGGAGGCAUGAAGCACAACACAGUCCUAAUGGCCUGGCCUGGGACCUGGAGGCAGUCCAAUGACCCGCAAUCAUGGAAGAAUUUCAUAGAGACAGUGCGGGAGACCACAGCGGCCCAUCAGGCGUUGCUUGUGGCUAAAAAUGUGGACAGUUUCCCCACUAACCAGGACCGGCUGGAGGAGGGCACCAUUGACGUGUGGUGGGUGGUUCAUGAUGGAGGCAUGCUGAUGCUGCUGCCCUUCCUGCUGCGACAGCACAAGGUGUGGAGGAAGUGUAAGAUGCGUAUCUUCACUGUGGCCCAGAUGGAUGACAACAGCAUCCAAAUGAAAAAGGAUCUCCAGAUGUUCCUGUACCACCUACGACUGGACGCAGAAGUGGAAGUGGUGGAGAUGCACGAUAACGACAUCUCAGCCUUCACCUAUGAGAAGACGCUGGUGAUGGAGCAGAGGUCUCAGAUGCUGAAACAGAUGCAACUUUCCAGGACUGAGAGGGAGAGAGAGAUUCAGAGUAUCACUGACGAAUCACGUAGCUCAAUCCGGAGGAAGAACCAGGGCGCUGCCCAGAGCACGAACCCCUGCCAGCAGUCCCCAUCGAUGGAGGACAAUCUGGAGGAUGAGGCCCAGCUCAUCCACGACAGAAACACGGCGUCUCACGCCGCCAUAAAUGACAAGGCUGAAACUGGGCCCGACCGGGUCCACAUGACCUGGACUAAGGACAAGCUCUUCACAGAGCGUAAUCGUAACCGCGAGGGCAACUCCAACGUGGCUGUACGAGACCUGUUUAACAUGAAGCCAGAGUGGGAGAGUCUGAACCAGUCAAACGUUCGUCGGAUGCACACAGCUGUCAAGCUGAAUGAAGUGGUGGUCAACAAGUCGCAGGAAGCUCAUCUGGUUCUGCUCAACAUGCCCGGACCACCGGGGAACAGAGGAGGGGACGAAAACUACAUGGAGUUCCUGGAGGUUCUCCUCGAGGGUCUGAACCGGGUCCUCCUGGUGCGAGGCGGUGGCCGUGAAGUCAUCACCAUCUAUUCUUAAAAAAAACAAAGGAAAAACUCUCAUGCCCCCACCCUGCACACAUGGGCUGUUGCCAUGGAUACCAGUCACCGGGCAUUUUUGGGGGAAGAAGCCAAAUUUGGUUUUUAUGAAGGGGCGGGGGUUGAUGGAAGGCGGGACCACUUGUGAUUGACAGAUGUCUGAAGGACCUACGAAGGAAACAGUUGGGGUUGAAUCAAUGACUGGCUGAGAGUACGAGCACAGUGUGCGUCCACGCUGGGCCACAGUGCCCCUGCACAUGGAACAUAGAGCAUAGAGACACUUUAUAUUGUUCAUUUAACUCUGGAAACCUUGUUAUGUUCUGUUACAUUUUCAUAUUCUGUCUGUCCCUCUUGUGUUGAUGUUGUCAAGUUACUGACACUCGCUGUGUAAAGGUAAGCAAAGGUGGUUGGUGUUGUUGAUAUCAACCUUGUAGUCUUCAUGUUGUCUGGUUUACUCGACUCUGGGAGAGACGUUCGCUGGACCUGGGAAAAACAUGCACAGAGACGACAAGUUAUAGAACGGCUUUGUGUAGAAAGGUUACUUGUAACAACACAUACUGAAUCCUCAAUGUCAAACACAGUUUGGUCAUCUGUAUGGCCUACAUCACUAUUUGUACUAAAUGUUAGAGUUUAAAAUAACUGGUGGUGUCAGCGUGGACUACAGAGAGGCCAAACAGUCUUUUUAGAAGCUGCUGAUUCUCUUGUCAGGUCUGUGUGUAGUUCAAGGUCCUCCCUAAAGUUGUAGUCUUCUGUGCUUGCUGGCCUUGCUGGUCAGUGAGUUAACGAAUGACCAGCUGGGAGGAUGUUGAACGUGCACCAGAUGAUGGAUCACCUUCCUUUAGGAGGGUGAGAGCAUUUCAGAUAUUGGGUACUGAUACUUGAUAGGUCAACAUAUCCCGCCCUCAAUGAACGCUGUUGUUUUAAUAGGGAACAUAGCCAUAGUUCAUAUUCUAGCACACUGUGUAAGCUUCAUAGAAUGACAUAUUAAUGCACAUGUACACGUAGUUCCUGGUGUUUGAAGUAGUGCUCAGUUGGGAAUAAUCAUAGAUUUUUAAAAUCUGAGGGCUGUUUGACGGCGUGCAGAAGGUUCACAUAUUCAGUCUUUAAUUUUCCUUUAGGAUUGUUGGCAGUUAACAAAGAAUACUUUUUAAAACGUGAAAGCACAAAUUGACGUGAUUUAGUGUAAUUCUUCCCAUAUCACCAGAGUUACAGCACUGUUGACUUUGCACUACCUUGCGUACUCUCACCUGGUUCUGUCGCCUGCAGUGACACUUUCUACUUGUCGAUCCACUGCGACAUCCUUCUGACAAUAAUGGAGACAUACUAAUAACUGAGCUCAUGAAAAAAGAUGCAAACAGCAAAUAAUUCCAUACUAGUUAAUGCUUGUGUUUCAGUGUUGUUUUUAUAAUAUUUUACCAAACAUAAAAUCUUUAGGCUUUGAGUCCCAGACUGAGUAGAUGACUUGUUCUGAGCAUGUUUAGGAGAAAAAGUGCCAAAAUGACUACAAAAGAAACUGUGGAAGUAUCAUAACUGCAUCUUAGAGCAUGGCCAUAAGUAGCUACUGCUUUUUACAUCUUUAAUCUUUGUAAUCUUUUUAUGAUAGAGCUCCUCAUCCCUGCUAGAGUUCUUUUCAAAUUCUGCAAAUGAAUAAAUGAGCAACUACUAGUGCAAUUUCCAGAGCGUUUCAAAGCGUCUAACGUGGCCUAAACGCUGCAAAGAGUUUUGUUUCUGAGGCAAGAAGGAUAACAGACUCAACCUUUUCUCGUAUGUACCUCCACAGUUUCUUUUUCAAAUUAGCUGUGCAGUAUUUUGUAAAGCAGAAAGUCGUCUUUCCCUGCAGUUCUUUGCAGGGGAAUGAGAACUUCUGAUCGUCAGUUAUACAACAUCCGUGUUUUGUUGUGUUUUGUUUCAGUUGUUGAUGUAUGCCUGUGUAACUCUAUAGUUAUGGUUUCUGUAGUGUUUGUUACAUUAUAAUUGAUCUUCUGUUACUUUAAGUGUUCAUUUUCAGUAUGAUUUUUAUGGGAGGAGGCAGAGAGGGGCGGUAUGUGUGAAGACGGCAGCACUUGUCAGGUUUUUGUGUUUUGUACCAACUCACCAGAAACACAACACGCACAACACGCACGACUGAAAACCCCCUCAGGAUCCAGUGGCACCCUGGAAUGAAUGAAAGAAACUAGAGUGAAGCAACCAGGGUACAAAAGAAUGGUUUAAAUAACUCUGUCACUGUAUAUGAAGUUCAUAUUUCAGUUUUAUAUUUUAGCCAACAAUGAUAAAAACAUGAUUCUGUAAAAAAAUAAAGUUAAAAUUGUCUAGUUUUAAGACGUUUGAAACAUUGAAAAGUUGUAAUGAUAAAUUAUUAAAGACGUUUCUUUGUUUUUAAUUUGGUUACUGAGCCGAAUAGCUGUAGCUGUGCAGAAAGAAAACAUAAAAUACAUGAAACCUUAAAACAAAAGAUGCUGAAUGAAAAGAAACAAGUCUUUGGAUGUCAGUGGGGUUGUCAGCAGUGUGUGUUUCACAGCUCUAAUGUUUGAGGUGACUGGAGAAUGUUAUCUACCUCAAGGUGUCACUGAGGCUCGGCUGAAGAAAUAAAAAACAUUUGAUUGCAUCUCUUUCAGAACUGAUGUUACAUGUAAUGGAUUUAUGAAUGAAAAAAAAAAGCCUCUGCUACGUGAGAGGACCAGCAGAAUUGUGUGCGAGCGUGUAUGUGUGUAUGUUCCUGUGUAUACUGUUGUGAGGUGAAGCUGUUUGUGUUUCUGCUGUUGUCUGGCCUCACAGGCUGGAACAGGAAGUCACUUGUGGGUGCACAUAUAGAGGAAGGUAGCCCUGUAAAUUGUAUUUGUGCCUCUCUGAGUCAAUAUUAAAAGUGCUGAAAUAAA